CACCACUGAUUUUUACGAUUGACAGCGUUGGACCCACUACGAAUAAGAUACACGAUGACGUGUGCAUGCUUUUCUUGUGCAGACACUUCGGCGUGGCUUUUACCUGUUCUCGCAACAAAUAGCGAGGAGAGCAUCCGCGAACAUUGCGAGAGAAGAAAUGGCGAGUUCUUCCGCAUCUGCUGAUGCCGUGGUAAAGAUUCUCGGUCGCGGUGGGGCUCCCUCACCGCGCCUUCCCCACAUAUGGGCACAGGUGGGCCCACUCGUGAGUAAUCCGGCGGUGACUCGUUUGCUCAGUGGCAAAGAGAUAGUCCACGUGUUUCAAGCCUUCGCUGCUACAGCACUAGCCGCCGGCAAUGGAUCUGUGCGCAACUUGUCGGCGACCACGUCUGUCGCCUCGGUUCUGGGAAGAGCGCAAGUGGCGGACGCUCACGAGGGAAGCGGCGACGACGGUGCGCUGUGGUUCGAGCAGCUACGAGGCAUCUUAGAAAGCGAGGAAGGGGCAGCGAGAGAAGUAUUGGAAGAUCCGUCUUUAUUAGGUGCUACGAGAGCGCGGACGACACAGACACUUGGACAAGCACAGUGCAGUGCGUCCGAUACCUCUAGAACAAGGUCAAGUGCGGGAGCGGACGCACGAGGAACCAGCAAUACGUGGAGGAGAAAGCAAAACGACAACGAGAAUGAGGAUGAAGUAGAGGACUCGACGUGUUCGCCAGUAGCGAUGCAGGGUCAAAACUAUUCGCUUGCUAAAACCGCUACUUUGGAAGCGUAUCUUGAUCGUCAACGUGCUUCGAGACGGAUCCCACGUCCGCGUAGUCUAGCCGCAAGCAACUCGGUUCGGACUGGAUGGCGCCAUCGUCUAGACAUGUCAGCGAUGUUGCUGCGAUUUCGCGACGAGGUAGAGGGAUUGGGGUCUCUGGCGCAGGUUGCGCGCCUCUGUCGUGCUUGGAGGAUCCUAGCAGAGCGCGACUGCCUGCAGCCGGUAAGCGUGGUGGCGAAAAUCCUUGAUAACGAACUUCCAGCCAUGGUAAUGAAUAAUGCGCCAUACCUUGCAGUUGCCGAUUUACGCGCUGUCUUCGAAAUAUACUAUAAUUUGAAAGGUGGCGAACAAGUCGAAAAAAAAGCUUCUGAUGCCAUGGAAGCAUCGGGGAGCACGACUAGCUCAUCUCCGUUCGUUUUUGCUUUUCGGUUUUUGGAUUCAGACGCGAGUCCAGUUUUGAGGCAGUUGUGUGUACGCGUACGGCAGACAUUACAAACUGCUACGGGCGCUGACCCGGCAGAUCUCGUCAGCUUGGCACGCAGCUUUGCUUUUCUUGGUGAGUCUGCUGGUGCACAAGAGCUCCUGACCAGUGUGAAUCCCUUUAGAAGUAGUCCCACCACGACUUGGUCAGCUGUGAUUUUUGCACUGGAGACGCACCUGCUUUUGCAGAGAUUGUAUUUUGCGCAGCGACGGUGCGUUUUCCAGAAACGCUUCUGCGCUACCUCCGAGGAAGCACAGAGCUUCGAUGGACGCAGGGGGCGAGAGACGGCGAAACGCAGAAAAUGGAUCGAGCGCUACGCAGAGCUCAUUCCACCACCGGUGUUUUCACGAGAGCGUCUUGUACGAUUGAGAGACAGGUUGUUCCGUGCGAGUGGGUCCUCAGAAACUACUUCUGAAGAUGUGAUCGAUUUUCGACAAUGGGUGCGUGUGCUUUUCCUAGUCACGAAGUUGGAUCUGCCGAGUCAAGAAGGAUUCGAUAAUAUACUUCGUUCGACAUCACGAAGAAGUCGUAGUUGUACUUCUAAAUAUGGCGACCCUUUCCCUUCUUCAACGCCCACGGAAAGCUAUGAAAAUCUGGCUCGAGUGCUCGUGCCCGAGCAUUCAGGCAUUGCCUCAUGCUUUCGCGACCUUGUGAUCCGGGACGUGCGCCGCGUGGCGCAGAGUCCUAGAAUAUGCGUGUUUUGUCUUCGAUGGUGCGGUCUUGCGUUGCCUGAACGGCUACAACUAUUGGAAUGUUGUGUCGCGCGAAGAGCGAGUGGCAUUCGCGUCGAUGAAUUGCUGGCUCUCUGUCGUAGCACAGAUGCGCUCUUGACGGAGCUGGUGUCUGCCCUAAAACUGCUCAAUCGUCAUGACGACGAAGUCCAGAAUUUGGGUGAAGAAAAUGUGAAAAACGACGAGCUGGAUGAGGGGAAUGUCAUAGGGGGCAUUCGCCCGACGGAGAUGGCAGAGGGAAAGAGCGGGUCUUCACAAAAAGCUUUUGCGGAAACAGAAGAUGAGAUCGACAAUGACGGGCAUUCAGAUGGAGGCGCAGCGGCGAUACGAGAGCAGCUAAGCGGUCGACUUCGGAUCCUAGUCGACGAAAUUGCAGGAGUCUUCGCCAUGAGACGAGAUAUCCUCUCUGAUCCGGAGAGAGCUCUGAUCGAGAAAACGUUUCUACGAAAGUGGCUCGUAGAGUCGCCUUUUCUCAGAGCUAGAAAUUCACAGCACGAUUAUGAGCCUUUCGCAGAAGGCAAUAGUGUCGAUAGUUUUUGUGCGGCACAUAAUGAGGGGACACCUGGUGCGAUCAGCAUGCCUUUUCCCACUGCGCAAUUCGAUCGCGUGUCUCACAGGACAACGGUAGGCUCAUAAUUCAGUGAGACUGUUGCGAUAUAUCGAAGCCAACAUCUAACGACAAUCAAACUACAGUAUCAUAUCUAACAACGUGCGACCAAAGAGG
Messenger RNA from Amoebophrya sp. A25, 2693 nucleotides. NCBI's taxonomy places the organism in Eukaryota, Dinophyceae, Syndiniales, Amoebophryaceae. The record is from the annotation of a GenBank genome assembly.